UCAUGGUUCUUCCUGGGCUUCAGGUUUGGAGAUGGAUACUCUUUGCCUGCAUUCACUGGAUUUGUGUCUGUCAAGAAACUGCAGGACCGUAAGUAAAUCUGCAGUCACAGAAGUUAGAAAUUAGUCAUCAGACUUGGGUCGCUUGUCUGUCGGAGCAGAUUAGAGCAAUUUUUUGUGACCUUCUGCAGAUCUUUAUCUCCACAGGAUUUUUACAUUUACAUUUUAGUCAUUAGAAAGACGCUCUAUCCAGAGCGACUUAGUUAGUGAAUAAUAUUUUUUUUUUUUUACUGGUCCCCCGUGGGAAAACCGAACCCACAACCCUGGGUGUUGCAAACGCCAUGCGUCAUCAAACUGAGGCUACAUCCCUGCCGGCCAUUCCUCCCCUAACCCUGGACGACGCUGGGCCAAUUGUGCGCAGCCGGCCGCGACAGAGGCCAUGGAUUCGAACCAGGAUCUCUAGUCGGCACAGUUAGCACUGCGAUGGAGUGCCUUAGACCACUGCGCCACUUUUUCACCUAGGUUUGUGUUGAGGUAUCAUCUCAUUAGGUACUGAUUUUCCUGUGUUCUCUGUAGGGUUUAUAUGGUAGCCAUUCCUGCAGUGAUCCAGGCAGGCUCAGAGGCCAAGCUUUGUGCCAGCCUUCUGCAGCCCAACGAGACCCUGGUCAUGACCAUAUCUCUGAUGGCCGACGGGCAGAACAAAAUACUUCUCCACAAGAGUUCUGACCAAGAGUUUCAUCGCUGCUUCCAGUUUCAGGUCAGCCCAGCACUGGUGGACAUCCACAACCAUUCCAAUAAGAGUGGACUGGACUUCUCAGCUUUGAAUCUCUUAGUUUCUUGGUGCAAUGCCAGCUUAUUUUAUGGGAAAUAUCAAUGUGGUGGCCUACCAGAACUUUUCUGGGAUUCAGGCUCAAAUUUGUACCAGGUUUUGAUUGAAUGCUACUAUAUACUAUCUAGACAAUUGAUAUAUGACACUUCUCCAAAGCAACUUCCAAUAAGGGGAGUGCAUAAUGUGAUCCCUGCAGGAGUUAAACGCUCUACCUUGAAGUUGCUAGUGGCACGCUCUUACCAACUGGGCCACACGGCACCACAUCUUAAUGUCCUAUGUUGUUGGUCCAUUAGUUCACCAGUGUUGUCUCUCUUCCCCCUGACAGGCCCCUCAUGUGAAGAGGCAAAUUGCAAACUUCAAGGUGGAGUUUCGAGGUGCACGUUUCUAUCACAGAGGAGAGGAAGGGUCAUAUUCAAACCCUACACCCCAUGAACAUUCCAUCCAACGGAAAACCAAUCAUAACCCAGACAAACAGGUGAUGUUAGAACGCCAGUACCCAACACCUUUGUCUGGUUGCUAAGAAACGACAAUAGGUGAUUGAGUUCCAAAACUUUUGGGCCCCAGACCCCAUUUUUGAGAUCAACUUUUCCAUGACCCCCACCAUGUUCCCUUUCUUAUUUUGGGUCUAUGACCGUAUAUGCCAAAGCCUGUAAGGAAGUAUGGUUUGAAGUAUUGGAGGGAUUGAGAACUUCAAAGAUCAUCUGCAAUAGUUGUAUGAUCUUCUGUAGUAGAAAAAGAACCAUUGUUAUGAGCUUCCCCCAGUCGAUUUGGGGCCUGGUCCUGCCACUCCUGUUCUAACAUCAUGCGUGGCUUAUGAACAUUGGAGAGGGAAACGGACGCCUGAAAAGCUUCAUUCAGGAAUGGGGUGCAGAUACAGGAAAAAACCCACUGUGGGGUCACUCAGGAUAUGUACACUGGAACGGAGUUUGAACCGACAUGCCACAUGUUACGAGAUGUUCCUCUCAUGGACGUAAUUGGAUAGUGUAAAUAUAUUCAGAACUCGCAGUGCAGUUUUCCUUCAUCUGCAAUUGAUUGAAUUGGGGCCUUAGUACCAACAGUGUAAAAUAUUAUCCAGAGUAGCUGUGACAAGUUCUGCUUACUUCACCAGUUUCCCUGGUUUUCCAGAAAUGCCGGGUGAAAGAUUCCUGGAAUCAGGAUGGGAAUCCUCCAACCAGGAUUUCUGGAAACCUUGGAAUUUUCAGUUGUCCGACAUGAUGCUUCUAAAAUUCUCAUUUUCUUGUCAUCGGCUUUUUACAGUGCAUUUUAGAGUCGUCACCUUGGAUACCAAUUUUAGCCCUGUCAAUCAGCUGGUGAGUGUUGCAAAUGUAAUAUUGAAAACAGUCCUUCAGAUCGGUGUCUACUAUUUCAAACCAAAAUACGGAUACAGAAGUAUCACAACUGUGAUGGGCAUAGCAAUCAAGUAUUAUGUAACACAAGGUACAGCAAUCAACCAGUCAGGACAUGGGGUUUCCAUUCAUAUAGGUCAGAUUGGAAUGUAUGGGAUCAUCUUUUCCUGAGACUGAAUUCAUGUACUAAAUUGACAUUAGUCCCACUAAGCCAAUCACCUGUCUAGUUCCUAUAGUUGUAGACCGUUAUGCUCCUCUGAUGUUUUGGAGUUAUUCAUGAACCAUGAACCCAUCUCUUGUCUUUGCCCUUCACAGUACAACAUUGUGGAACUUGAGGUAAGACCCUUACAAGUCUAACUUUAUGAUGACUGUCACUGUAAAUACUGCAACAUUAGGACUCCACCCGCUAGCUAGGUCGUCAUUAAUUUCCACCUACUGUAGAGGUUAGCUAAAUACUUCCAAUCAGCUUUGUGUGUUCUGGGCCCCCUUCAGUAGGCCAAUGUUGCAGAUGGAAAUGUCAUGAAAAGAGCUGACUCCUGUAUACUGUUAUCUUGUUCUAUGAACCAACAGGAUGUUAAUCAGAACAGGAUUGGACAGUGGCUCAACACUACAUCCAGUGGCAACAUUUUGCAGCUUUCUCACCCCCUGAACUCUGAAGCACCUGUAGGAUCCUAUGCCAUUGUAGUGUGGAUUGGUCAAGACAAAAUAUACCAGAACUUCAAGGUAGAAAAGUAUGGUAGGUUGAGCUUUUUUCUUUUACCUGUCAUGCUAGGUAAUGUUAUGGCUCUGGCAGUUGAAUCAAUGCAUCACAAUCCUGGAACAUUCUAGAGUUGACUGCUGUUCUUUUAUCUGUAGUUCUGCCAAAGUUUGAGAUCAAAAUGAACCUCACCGACGAGAUCAGCAUUGUUCAAGAAGAGUAUGAAGUGGAAGUGUGUGCCAAGUGAGUAAACGCUAACGGAGAUGUCAAUGCACUAUAGUUACAAGGUGAUGUGUAACUCCACUAAAUGGAAUGAUCUAAUAAUCGCAUUACGCUAAUGCAGACCUGGGUUCUAAUAAGUAAUUUUAAUAGUUUGAAAUGUGAAAGAUUUUAAGUAUUUGGUUAUUCUUUCUUUGAAAAUACAAGUAAUUGAAGGUAUUUGGAUAAACACUUGGAAAGUAUUGGCAUGUAUUUGAAAAUAAUAAUAUUAUAUUAAUAAUGAUUUAAAAUACAAAUACUUCAAUAUGCAUGUAAGCUACUUGAACCCAGGUCUUCACUAAUGACACAUGCUAAUUGAAGACCUACAAUGCUACUGCUCAAUGUCCUGAACUGCUGCUAUUAAUCCCUGACACUUCAAACGUUUGCUACAGUGGCAUUUACAUGAACAGCUGGUUCUGUAUUCAUAAAGCAUCUCCAGAUUGGGAUUGCUGCUCUAGGAUCCGGUCCCCCCCCAUGACAUGUGACCUUGUUCAUUAUGAUCCUAAAGUUCAAACUGAUCCCUUUCUGAGAGUCUUUAUGAAUGUGGGUCCAGAUUCAUUGGCCAUGUUGAACACUUGACUUAAGCCUACAGGUAUGCACAAACCUUUGUCUCCUGUAAGUCGCUCUGGAUAAGAGCGUCUGCUAAAUGACUAAAAUGUAAAUGUAAUGUAAAUGUAUUAGGUUUUUAAUAUGGUGAUUGUCGACGUAGGAAAUUGUUUGAUUCUUUUGUCCUAUGAAUUGAAAUCAGGUACACGUAUGGACAGCCUGUACCUGGUAAAGCAGGGUUAAAGUUGUGCCGACUCUUGGGGGACAAUGUAGUGAUACCGAUAACAAUUGAUGAGAAACAUCCACAAGGAGUUCCUGAUUACACACCUCCCUGCCACAAAGAGUCAAUAGAGGUCUGUAUGCUGUCAUAAAACGAUCAUUAGUAGGACUGUUUAUACCAACAUAUUACAUUUUAAUUUAUUUAACUUGGUUCUUAAUGUUUGAUUGAAUUAAUUUAAAUCUGUUCUCAGUGUGUUUGGUUCUGCUUGCUUUUCCCAGAUGGACCCAACUGGCUGUGCUUCCUAUGUCUUCAACAUGGCAAUUUUCACAAAGAAUUUAGGAGAGAAAUUGCUGGGAGACGUGUUUAGUUUCCAUGCAGAAGUACAGGAGGAGGGGACAGGUUAGUAUUAUCACAAUCAUUGGUAACAUUGCUGUCAAAUGAUGUGUUUUAUUGAGUAAAUGACAUGAAAUAACUAGUGCAUGUUUCAUUAGAUCAGGGUUUCCCAAACUCUGUCCUGGGGCCCACCCUGGGUGCACGUUUUGGUUUUUGCCCUAGCACUACACAGCUGACUCAAAUAACCAACUCAUCAUGACGCUUUGAUUAUUUGAAUCAGCUGUAGUGCUAUGGCAAAAAACCUAAACCUGCACCCACGGGGGACCCCGGGACGGAGUUGGAGGAACUCUGCGUUAGAUCAUGAAGAUUGGCAAGAAUGAGCUGUUUGACCUUUGGUGCUACAGCGUUGUUUUAUAGAAUGCUGUUUUAUUGUCGUCUGUUUAUAAUAUCCUGCUGUACUGAAAUUCAGUUUCUGCGUUUUGAACUGCCAUUGUGCAUUGUGUUGGCUCUGGUAAUUGUGAAAUAUACCAUCCUAUUAUUUAUUUUCCUUUGACAGGUAUUACACGGUCAGAGGAAAAACGCAUAGCGCUCUCCUAUGUGAUUGGAGAACUCUCAUUUGUCGACACGCCCCAAAUCUAUGAGCAUGGAUCAAUUAUUGAGGGCAAGGUAAGUCCAAAUACAGUGUUUCUGUUGCAUUGUGGAGGGCAUUUGUUCUUUGCCCUGCUUGCUGAACUACCAGUAUGUGUUAGUUAAUGACAUGUAGCGUCACUUCAUUCAUACAACUCCCCCCUUUUCCUCAGAUAUAUGCUGUUCACUUCAACCACACACCCAUGUCUGACAUGUUAGUCUACCUGUUGGAGGAGAAGGGCUGGUCCUCAUAUCUACAACUACAGAACCUAACCACGGACAGUCGUGGUAUUGCCAGGUUCUCCCUAAACACAACCAGUAUGCCCAAAGAGAAUAUUAACCUCAUAGUAAGUAUGAUUCCUUCUAGGUUUUGACAGCCUCUUUAUGCUCAAGACCAACUCAGCCCUUGAUCCUACGCCAGCGUUUCCCUAACUGUCCUGGGGACCCCAAGGGGUGCAUGUUUUGAAUUUUGCCAUAGCACUACACGGCUGAUUUCAAAUAACGGACUCUUUAACAAGAUUUGAUUAAUUUGAAUUAGCUGUGUAGUGCUAGGGCAAAAAACAAAAUGUGCACCGCUUGGGGUCCCCAGGACAGAGUUGGGGGAAACGCUACCCUAAGGCCUAUCAUGGUCUUGUGGGGAUCUGAGAAGAUUGAAUUGGUAAUGUUAGCAUGGUGGAACUUCCACCAAGCCUAUCAGAGGGUAAGGUGGAUCUGUUACCAUAUUGCUUACAUCUGUCCUCCCCUCAUAUCACCACUGUAUGUAGAACAUCGGGUCUAGGGGUUGAUUUAGGAUUGGUCCUUUAGACUCCUCCUCUUGUUCCUUUACAGGUAAGUGACACCCCACAAGUGGAGUACCGAGGAUACAGGGUCCCCUAUUUCAACAGAGGGCGUCACGUCCUCUCCCUGAUCCAGCCCGCUGCCCCUGACAGUAAACCCUCCAGCUCCCUGGCUAUUCAGAAGAUGGAGAAACCACUGGCAUGUGGGGAGGAAGGGUCAAUCACCAUCCACUAUGCCAUCGUAGGGGAGACCGUCCCAAAGGGCUCUGUGGAUGUCCUCUACCUGGUGAGUAGAACCCAGGAACUAGUUGACAACUUCCAAACCCAGGGUGGCUCCCAAAUGGAACCAUAUUUCCUAGUUGCACUACUUUUGACCAGGAUCAUUUCAGACAUUGCCCAAGCCUCGCACUUUUCAAAAGGAUGUUCCUAUACAACACAAACUCCUAAUCAUCCAGCCUAAACCUUAGUAUUAGCCACCUCGAUAACAUAAGCCACAGCAAAUUGGACUUCGUAACAUAUCAUACAUCUCGUAACCUAUACGAAAUGGAUGGACAUCCACAUAACAUCAUACUAAUUGCUGUGUCCUGGAUUUGUUUACCACGUCUACCCCUUGAGUCCAGGUUGCAUCAUCUCCUUUCUGAGUUGAUGACCACUGUUUCCCCCUUUCUCUCCAGGCCUUAUCCAGAGGGGUGAUAGUUCAGCAUGGACACAAGAACGUUACUGUGCAGCAGGACAGUCCUGGUGAGUGAGUUUCAUUAAGUGAUUCUGAACGUUCUGGAAGGCGCUUGAUGGCAGUGUGACCUGCUCUUGCGUUGCAGUAGCUGAGGGUGAAGUCACCUUGAAGUUGGCAGUGGUUCCAGAGAUGGCGCCGGUGGUUCAGCUCCUGGUGUACAGUAUGCUACCCAGUGAGACUGUCAUCGCCCACAGCAUGAACUUCCCCACUGAGAAAUGCUUCAGGAACAAGGUGUGCACAUCACAAACAUUGUUCUCAUUUUAUGUUGGGUAUGAAGUGUCAAUUAUUUCCAUGCACAUAGAUACUGUAUCAUACCUGCAGUAAAAGUGUAUAAUGUGUAUGCCAGGUGUUGGUGGAGUUCUCCCCCUCCAAUGCGGUCCCAGGGGAGGAGAACACCCUGCAUCUCUCUGCCCAGCCCGGUUCCCUCUGUGGCCUCAGCGCUGUGGACCAGAGUGUUGGCAUCAUGGAGCCAGGGAAGAGGCUGGAUGCUGAUAAGGUAACAGAGCUCACUGACGUGAACAACAGUCCUACCACCAUACCGACUGUUUUGGUGGUGCUGGGAAUACAACCAGCCUCAGGGGAAGAACCAUUGACCACAGCAGACAUGGAAUGGGUCUGUUCACUGUUGGUCAUUUGGUGUGCUUUUAUCAAAGGUAAUGGGACUUAUUCUCUGGCUUGAGGCCCUCUUUCUAUUGACUGGAAAUCACCUCACUAUUGUUACAUAAUGAGGUAAUAUUCUGGGUUGUGUUCAUCAGGACACUUUUCUAGACGUUUGGCAAUGGGGAAACAACAUGGAGGUUCUUCUUAGUCCAAGUAGUCCCUCCCUGUUUCAGUCUGUUCUGUUUGGUCCCCAAGAACGUCAUUUCACUCCUUCCCAUAUUGUCCCAUUCCAGAUAUUUGAUUUGUUACCAGUCAAGGAGACAACCUAUAUUCCCUACGAGCUUGAAGAUUCAGUAGCAUGUUUACGUGUGAGACCAAGGAGAUCCAUAAUGCCGUACCCAGAUGGAACGUCUGGGGAGACAAAUGAUCCUUAUGCAGUUUUUCAGGUAAAUACUUCUGCCCUGUUCUCAACUUUUGAAGCCUCUUUAUUGCUCUGGGAAGAAUCAGUCACCAUACCGUUACGAUGUGUUCAACUUACAGGUUACAUUGCUAAAAUAGCCUGAGGCUAGAACACAUGUACAGUGACAAAUACAACUUUUUAAAUAAUUUGAUGGCAUUUCAUAGGCACUGGGACUGAAGCUGGCGACUAAUCUGGAUAUAAGAAUACCUUCCUGCCUCAGUUACCAGGGGAACCAGUACUAUCGCUCCUAUGGUGAGAUGUCCUAACCAACCCUUAUUCUCAUUGCUAGAAGUCUUCAAUGAUUCUUGGGAAAUGGAUUACUAACACAGCCUGGUUAAAGGGGUCAGAACGCUGCAUGCGCUCACUGUUGAGCAAAGCAUUCAGUCCAUUUUAACUUGAGAAAAAUGUGCAUGAUUUGUGUUAGUAGCUUACAGACCUAUGGCCGGGCCUGGAUCAGCGGGUCCUAGACUUGAAAUGGCUAUAGCUGGUGGAGUUGCCCCAACACCUCCGCCACCCAUACAGACGGUCCGUACAUUCUUCCCUGAGACAUGGAUUUGGGAUCUUGUGGAAGUUGGGUAAGUGCUCUGCACAGUGAGGUUAGCCUUGGGUGAAAACCCUCUUAGCUAGAUUAGGAACCUGAACCUCUUUAAACUGUAGUACAGAGUAGGCCAGGUUUCUCUUAGGAAAGAGCUCCUUUAACCUCAAUGGGUCUCCCUGGUUAGAUAAAGCUAAAUGCAUUCGAAACGGUGUUCAAAUAAUUGGUACAGUCCUACUCCACUCGCUGUUGGACACUUGGUGACUUUCUGUUUAAACUCUAACCUCUGUAUUCCAGGGAGUCUGGAUCAGCAGACGUCCCCCUGACAGUCCCAGACACCAUCACCACCUGGGAGACUGAGGUCUUCUGCCUGGCCCCCAGUGGCUUUGGUCUGGCUCCUCUGGUGGAGCUCACGGUCUUCCAGCCGUUUUUCCUGGAGCUCACCCUGCCCUACUCAGUCAUCCGGGGAGAGCACUUUGAGCUGAAGGCCACUGUGUUCAACUACCUCUCCAAGUGCAUCAUGGUACAGCACUGCACCAGGAUCGUAUUUAGUUUUUGUCAGACCAUGUUAUCUUACAAAGUGUUCCUCUUCGGCAGGUUUCUGUGACUCCGGCUCUCUCCUCAGACUACACUCUCACACCCUUGAAUGACGUCCACUACUCCUCAUGCUUGUGUGCCAAUGGACGGAAGACCUUCAGUUGGACAAUGGCUCCCUCUGUCCUGGGUAAGUCUCCCGUCAACCGUUCAAACAGCAGAAUGGAUGGCAACCUGAGUUGUGUACUGUCACUGUGUUGGAUGUUGUGUAACCUGUCUGCCAAUGUGUGUAGGGGUUUUGAACGUGUCCGUUAGUGCAGAGGCUGUCCAUUCCCACACUGCGUGUGACCAUGAGAUUGUGAACGUACCGGAGAGAGGACGUGUUGACACAGUCACACGGAGCCUGCUGGUGACGGUAUGUAGUUUGCUGCUGGGAACUAACCGUUAGGUUGCACAGAUUGUCUAGUGUAACUGCCUCUGAAAAGAAUCCCUCUCCUGUCCUCCAGGCUGAGGGAACAGAGAAGACCGACACCUACAACUGGUUGCUGUGUCCAACUGGUCAGUAAUGAAUGAAUGUUCACGGUUGUUCGACGUGCUCUUCGCCAUUCAUCUUAUCUUUGUGUCCACAGGAGAAACUCUGACAGAGGAGGUGGAACUGCAACUCCCCCAGAAUGUGGUGGAUGGAUCUGAUAGAAUUUCCCUCACCGUUCUGGGUAAAAUAAACUAUGGUUUGUUUAGAGGUGUAGUGGUGGGAAGACAACCCUUCUCCAGUGAUAAUGCUGCUGUUUGCUGAAGAGGACCGUCUUACAGAAGUCCCUUGUUUCUCUGUAGGGGACAUCCUGGGUCGGGCCCUCAACAACCUGGAUGGACUGUUGCAGAUGCCGUAUGGGUGUGGAGAGCAGAAUAUGGCCCUCCUCUCCCCCAAUAUCUACAUCCUGGAGUACCUGAGGAACACAGGGCAGCUCACCCCAGCCAUCCUAGACAAGGCCACCAAGUUCCUCACUAGUGGUAGGAGUGUCCCUUUUGAAUCUGGCUAAUAUUUAUUAUAGACAAACUUACUGAAACAGGGCUGGAUUUGUCCAGUAAAAGGUUUCUCCAGUGUGCCCUAAUGACUAGGACCCUGUUGUCAUGUAAAUGAUGGAGCUACAGUACAGAUGACAUCACUGACCCAACACAUGGAGGGACUUCCACAUGGUUUCUCACUGAAAUCAUUUGAUCGUAGAAUAUUGACACUCUGUCCCAAAUGGCAGCCUAUUGCUUACAUAGUGCACUAUUUUCCUGUCUCAAGUAGUUCACUAUAUAGGGCAGGACUCAACCCUGUUCCUGGAGAGAUACUGUCCUGUAAGGCUUCACUCAACCCUACUCUAACUGACCUUUUUUAAAUAAUUAGCUGGUUGAUGAGCUGAAUGGGGUUAAUUACAACUUGGGUUGGAGUGAACCCUACAGGAGGGUAUCUCUCCAGGAACAGGGUUGAAGAGCCCUGAUAUAGAGAGCCAUUUGGGGCACAAACCCAGUGACUAUAAAAACCACUUGGUCACUGUUCACUCUAAAAACCCACCGACAGGUUACCAAAGGCAGCUGAACUACAAGAAUGCUGACGGUGCAUACAGCACCUUUGGACAAGGCUUGGGGAACACUUGGUGAGUACUUGGCUUGUAAACAACUGUCUGUUUCAAUGAAGUAGUGGCCAAUCAAAUGGCAUCGUCUCUGGCAGGGAGACCAUGGCUAUGUAAUGUGAAGCUCUAAGUCACUUAUGACCAUCUUAUGUGGAUAUUAUGACUGCUUUUAAAUCAAGUUCUUUCUUCAGGCUGACUGCUUUUGUCUUGAGAUCCUUUGGCAAAGCACGGUCUUUCAUCUAUAUUGACCCGGCAAAAAUGGAGCAAUCCAAGACUUGGUUGGAAAGUCAACAAGGCAAACAUGGCUGUUUCAGAAUUUUGGGGAAACUCUUUAACAACAGAAUGAAGGUAUUUAUAUUGCUAAUAAACUGAACGAUGUUAGACGUAGUCUGUUUCGGCAGACCAGUCAUAAAGUUUGAUUUCAACAAUUGUAUCAGGCUAGAUACAGUUAGUAUUUUGACAUUGUUUUAUAGGGUGGCGUGACGGAUGAAGUCACACUGACUGCUUACGUCACUGCUUCAAUGCUGGAGCUCGACAUGUCAGUGUCGGUAAGUAACCUCACUCCAUAUAAACAUUGAUUCUCACUCCAGCAACAUUGUUACAGGCUACUAAUUUAGCUUCCUGUAUGAAGUCUGUAUACAUCUUACAGAUUAUACAAUGUAGUGAGUUACAGGGGAAUUGUUAUUUCUUUGAAAGUAGCCUAUGAAAUGACAAAGAAUGGGCUGUACCAUGAACACAUCUGAAUGGUAUAGUUCUGCUACUAUUGAUAUUAGACUCAAUAUGCUACUAUGAAGUGUCUCAAUGUGCUGCUGUUAUUCUGUGCUCCAGGAUCCUGUUGUGGACCGCAGCUUGUCUUGCCUGAAGAACUCGACCAGUGAUUUGUCCAACACCUACACUACUGCUCUGCUGGCCUACACCUUCGCCCUGGCAGGGGACAUGGAGACACGGGCCCAGCUUCUGCAGCACCUCAACACCAUCUCAUUACAAGAGGGUGAGCUAUAUCCUGGUCCAAGAUCUGUUAGUGCUGCCUUGAUUGAGCUUGCCUGGACAAUGGAUUACUCCUAAAAGUGCAAACCCUCGGCCCGUCUGGCACUCCAGAGAGGCCCAAUCAAACGGCCAGUAAAAGUGUUUUAAGGACAAAAAUACACUUUGAACUGACUGUCAUGAAGUAGUUUUUGGCAUAAAAUGAAUUGGAGGUCAGAACUUUGUAUUAUGAUGAAUAAGCAGUCCUUAUUCUGACUUGUGCGCUCUCCUCGACCCUCAGGGGGUCUCCUGCACUGGUCCCAGUCCUCCUCAGAGACCUCACCAUCCCUUGAGGUGGAGACCAGCGCCUACGUUCUACUGGCGUCCCUCAGUGCCUCUCCUCUGUCUACCUCUGACCUGGGCUACGCUUCCCGCAUCGUCAGGUGGCUGGUGAGGCAGCAGAACGCCUACGGAGGCUUCUCCUCCACACAGGUAGACUUCCCAAACACAUUGGUCUGAAAUGGCACCCUGUGCUGUGCACUAGUAGAGACAUUAUUACUUUGACUUCUAUCAGACCACAGGCAUGUGCUCUUCAUGUCCAGCCUGGUGAGGCUAACUUCCACUGAUACAGAGCCAUGGAAUUGGGAAAUGGUCACUUUAGGAACUGUUCAAUGUAAAAAUCAACCCUUUCUGUAAAAUGGGCUCUUUAAUUUUGAAGUGAUUUUUCCCUGUGGUCUGUUUAGGACACGGUGGUGGCCCUCCAGGCCCUGGCUCUCUACUCCACCAGGGUGUUCAGUAGAGGAGGAGCCAGCACAGUGACAGUACAGUCUCCCAGUGGGCAUCAGUACCUCUUCUAUGUGAACCAAAACAACAAGCUUCUGUACCAGGAGAGGGCGCUGCAGGACACAGAAGGGAAGUACAGCAUUGAAGUGAAGGGCAGCGCUUGUGCCUCAGUGCAGGUCAGUGAAUACACAUCUCUCCUCCCAGUCCUGUGGUGUAAGAUGUGCUUUAAUAUACAUUAUUGGGAAGGUCAAACCUAUAAGAAGCUUCUUCUGGCUUGAUUUCUAGUUCAUUAAAUAUUUAUUGUUGCUUAUAAAAGGUUUGUUUUUGGACAGGAUGGUUUCCCUGACUUCCUCUUCUCUGUCCCAGGUGGCGCUCCACUACAACAUCCCUACUCCUACCAAAAGCACAACGCUCAGUAUCCAGGUGACUCCAGAGGUAGACUGCAACAGCAAGUCUUUGCGACCCAGAGUCACGCUGAAACUCCAGUGUCAGUAAGAAUGAAGGACCCGUUUUUGUAUUCACAGCAUUCUUUUAAAUGUGUUCAUUGACACUUCAGUGUUUAUUUUGGAGGGUGUCUUACAGAAUGGAUUUGACCCAAAUGAAUUAGUUUCAUUAUACCGGUGUAUGUUAUUGACCUUCCAGUUGAUACCUAGGCUUGGAUAAGUAACAAUAAGAUGAUGUAUCUGGCAGCCUGGUCUUUAUGGCUAAAAUAAUCCAAGUUGCGUGAAGUUGUUGUGCACUCUCCUCAAACAAUAGCAUGGUAUUUUGUCACUGUAAUAGCUACUGUAAAUUGGACAGUGCAGUCAGAUUAACAAGAAUGUAAAGCUUUCUGCCCAGAUAAGACAUGUCUGUCCUGGAAAGUUACUUACAACGUCAUUCUAGUCACGCUAGCAACAACCGUCCCAGUAUAGGGACACCGAUCCUGUAGAGGUUAUGGCUAAAAUAACCCAUGGAUCCAUUCAUUUGAUUAUUACAAGCGCUUGUCAAAAUCCAACUUUAUCAAUAAUCUCUUUGUUUUCACAGAUAUCAUGGAAAGGAGCUGACCACCAAUAUGAUUAUAGUGGAUUUGAAAAUGCUCUCUGGGUUUUCCCCAGAUCCAGACUCUUUGGGGAGGGUGAGUUUUUGUGACCUUUAUCCAUGGAGGUCUUGCCUCAUCUGUGACCCUUUCUAACACUGACUGUUUUUGUCCAUGCAAUAUGAAUGGCUUGUCUUCACAGCUGAGGGGUUCAAGUCAAGUGGAUCGGAUUGAUACCAAAGAUGACCAUGUGUUAACGUACUUGACAGAGGUGAGGUGAAAACCACCCAUCAGUUUGAAAUGGUCCACAUAGCACUCUGCAAUAAUAUAAUGGGUGUUAUUUCAAAAUAAUAUAUAUAGAUGUACUUGUGGUGACAUGUCAGCAAAGCUGAAAUGUAACUUCUGCUUAGAUCAUUUAAUGACCAAUAUGUUUGUUUUUCUCCCAACAGUUAACAUCACUAUUUCCUUUCACCAUCACCCUGGACAUCAUACAGGAGCUCCCAGUACAGAAUCUAAAGCCAGCGGUGGUCAAGAUCUACGACUACUACCAGCCAAGCAAGUUGAUUUACUAACCCGCCCCAAAACCUCCUUUUCCAUGGUUUAACUAACAUUUUUGGUCAACUUGUGUUCAUUUACUGAGACUAACAUGUACUAUGGUUACAGGUGACCAGGCUGAGACAGAAUAUGUCUUCCCUUGCAAGUAGGAGUUCCAAGCUGGUGAGCUAUUUUACAUCUAGAAUUAUUAGUGAUGAAUAAUUGUUUUCUAGCUGACCCAUAAACUAUACAUGUAGUAUAAAUGAUUUGGGAGCCUAUAUUCUUUAAUCUAAUUGCUGGUCUGUUACAUUUAAUUUAUUUGCUCUUCUGCAGAUGUAA
This is a messenger RNA of Coregonus sp. 'balchen', 13741 nucleotides long. NCBI's taxonomy places the organism in Eukaryota, Metazoa, Chordata, Actinopteri, Salmoniformes, Salmonidae. The record is from the annotation of a GenBank genome assembly.